ACCCACUAACCUCUUCCAACGACGACUUGCCUUUGCCUACCAUUUGGACUUUAAGUAGUAAGUGAGAGAGAGAGAGAGAGACAUGCAUCUUUUAUUGGAGAAAUUCACCACCGUAUUACAAUUAAUCAACACCUUACCAUACCCACUUCGAUCGUUUUCAAACCUUGUUUGUGCCAAAGAACGAAUUAAUAUCUACCCAUGACACCUUCAACCGAAACAAAAACAAUGACAAAGAGAGGAAGCCAUGAUGGUGAUUCAGGAAUGGCCAACCGUAACCGUAAGAGGCAGUUCUUGUUAUGGGUCUUAGCUGCGGUUAUCAUCAUAGCUCUUUGGUCCAUGUUUGCUGGCUCCAUCACCCUCAAAUGGUCUGCAACCAACAACGAUCCCUUUGAUUCUACUAUUCUCGAUGUGCUGGAGGUGGAGGAGAGAGAGAAGGUGGUGAGGCACAUGUGGGAUGUGUACAGUCGCACUCAUACAAAACUACCCAAGUUUUGGUGGGAAGCUUUUGAAGCUGCUUACGAGCAGUUGGUGAGUGAUGUUCCUACUGUCCGAGACGCUGCCGUUUCAGAAAUUGCCAAGAUGUCUCUGCACUCUCUUCCUCUUCAAUCACACUUGAGCAUCACGGGAUCAAGAAAAAUUAAGCAAGCAAAGAAUAGGACAGUGACCAAUAACUAGAGCCCUUCAUUUUGCAUAUGAAGAGGAAGUAUUACAAAAUAAUCCCUUUUAAAGGACCCAAACCAAUUAUAAAUAUCUUUAUAUGUUUUAGGUCAGGAUUGAAAUCAAAGUAUUUGCGUAAAUUUUGUCAUUGUAAGCAAAGCUUUUGAUCAUAUUUUUGUAUACAUUGCAAUUGUGUUGCCAUGAGAUCUAAAAUUCCUUACGCUUACUCGUCACACAUAUAUACCCCCCAUGACAGCCGAAGAGCAAUUUAGCUAUCACAAAUAAAUAUAUC
Cajanus cajan (pigeon pea) is the source of this 949-nucleotide messenger RNA. RefSeq lists its product as uncharacterized. NCBI's taxonomy places the organism in Eukaryota, Viridiplantae, Streptophyta, Magnoliopsida, Fabales, Fabaceae. The record is from RefSeq and is a predicted model, not a curated record.